CCUUCCUCCUCUAGCCAGAGGGCGGACUGUGGUGUCGCUUUACGGCCGCUCCGAUCAGAACCGGAAGUUUUGCAGCAGCUACCGGGAGAGAAACAAAAACAGAGGCAGGCGAUCGAUCUGUAUGGUCCAUAAUACACAGUGGCCGGACCUAUGCCCUGCUAGGUUCCAUUGUGGUGACAUUCUGGACCUCAGCUGACCCCUGGAGCCUCCCUGCCUUGAGCCAAUGCUGGAUCUGGAGGUUGUACCAGAAAGAUCUCUCGGCAAUCAGCAAUGGGAGUUUACAUUAGGAAUGCCCUUGGCUCAGGCUGUGUCAAUUCUCCAGAAGCAUUGCAGGACCAUCAGAAAUGUGCAGAUCCUCUAUAGCGAACAGUCGCCUCUGAGCCAUGACCUCAUCCUUAGCCUGACUCAGGACGGAAUCAAACUGCUGUUUGAUGCUUACAACCAGAGACUGAAGGUGAUAGAAGUGUAUGAUUUGACAAAGGUUAAAUUAAAAUAUUGUGGAGUUCACUUCAACUCACAGUCCAUUGCACCUACUAUAGAGCAAAUCGAUCAGUCGUUUGGAGCAACACAUCCUGGAGUGUACAACUCCGCAGAACAGCUGUUCCACCUCAAUUUUCGUGGUCUGUCAUUCUCCUUUCAACUGGAUUCCUGGACUGAAGCUCCGAAGUAUGAGCCCAACUUUGCACAUGGUUUGGCAUCCCUCCAGAUCCCCCAUGGAGCAACUGUGAAACGCAUGUAUAUAUACAGCGGGAACAGCCUCCAAGACACCAAGGCUCCCAGCAUGCCCCUAGGUUGUUACCUGGGUAACGUGUUUGCAGAGAGUGUGGAUGUUCUGAGAGAUGCAUUGGGGCCUCUAGGACUGAGGCUUCGUCUUCUCAGUACAGGCUGUGGACCGGGGGUAAUGGCAGAUGCCAAGAUGCGGGUAAUGGAGCGCUGUGUACAUUUCGGUGAUUCUUGUCAGGAUGUGCUGAGUACCCUGGGGGCUCCACAUAAAAUCUUCUACAAAUCUGACGACAAGAUGAAGAUUCAUUCCCCGUCCCCCCACAAACAGGUCCCUGCAAAAUGCAAUGACUAUUUCUACAACUAUUUUACCCUUGGGGUGGAUAUUCUCUUUGAUGCAAAUACGCACAAGGCCAAGAAGUUUGUACUGCACACAAAUUAUCCUGGGCAUUACAACUUCAACAUUUACCAUCGCUGUGAUUUCCGGAUUCCUUUAACAGUUAAGAGAGAUACCACUGAAACACAAAAAGAAAUCUGCACCACCUACAGCAAGUGGGAUAGUAUUCAGGAGCUCCUAGGACACCCUAUGGAGAAGCCUGUAGUUCUUCACAGGUCAUCUUCACCCAACAACACAAAUCCAUUUGGAUCAACAUUCUGCUUUGGCCUCCAGAGGAUGAUCUUUGAGGUGAUGCAGAAUAACCACAUAGCAUCUGUUACUCUCUACGGAGCUCCCAGACCCAGCGUCCAGCAGAAAUCCUCCGAGACGAGCCAGUAAACCCGGAAGAAACUGGUGUGUUGGUCUAGCCCAGCGUGCCUUGACUUGUUGCCGAACAGCCGCACGAAGCAGGGUUGACCUUGCUGUGCUUAGUGCGAACUUGGCAGACCUGGGAGGCGCUGCACAUACUGUGGGUAUCUCCUGCCUCCCCCUCACUACUUCCCGUUCCUACCAGGCACCUUUUUUGCGGUCAGUGUGUCUUCUACGUCCCUGUGACCUUAGAGAUGAAAGAUCAAGGGCCGACAGAGAACUCUCUACUGCGUCUAAAAGCACAAAUUUGAUAAAGCCGUGUGCAGGACCUGGAAGUGAGGAAUCUUCGUGUUAGUGUUACUAAAAUCAUGUGAUAGUCACAUUUGUAAAUAUUAAUAUACAUGUGUAUGUAAACACAUUGAUAUUUCUGUGGUCAAAAGCAGUUUAAAGUGUGACUGGUGUGUACAUAUGCGCGUAUGUAUCUUGUAAUAUAUACAUAUGUAUGUAUAUAUAAUCUCAUUCAGGUACCACAUCAUGUGACUUCAAGAAGCCGAAUACAUGCAAAACAGCCUCAGAAUCUUUGUGUAUUUGUUCACAAAGUGAGAUAUAAAGUGAUUCUUUGUAGGCUCCCUCCGUGAUGAGAAUAAGCCCCGAACCAGAAUGCGAUCAGAAAUUUAGUUUAUACCAUUUGCACUACAUACACUUUACUUGAUCAGUCAUCGUGUUCACUGAACAGCAUCUGAAAACGAACAUGGAGACAUUUUAUAAGCUGCGUGAAAUGCUUAUUUAUAUGGCGGGUAAGUAAUCGCUGUAUUCCUAACAAUUACUUGAUGUGCUGUUUAUAAUUUUUUUUUUUUUUUUUUAUUAAUCUUAUUUAAAUAAUAUAUUUUCCGCUGUUACUUUAUUUUAAUUUUUCUUCCUCUCUUCAUUGGACACUCGUAUGAUGUUAAGUUUCCAAAUGUUUUUGGUUUGUUUUUCUCCAAGGAGAUAAUCAUGUCUUAAAAUAGAUGGGCCAAUUUUUAUUUUUAUUUUGUUAUCUUCUGUUAUCAACU
Pelobates fuscus (common spadefoot toad) is the source of this 2517-nucleotide messenger RNA. It is a transcript of the gene PHAF1, whose product is annotated as phagosome assembly factor 1. The record is from RefSeq and is a predicted model, not a curated record. NCBI's taxonomy places the organism in Eukaryota, Metazoa, Chordata, Amphibia, Anura, Pelobatidae. The transcript is spliced from 17 exons. Gene Ontology annotation, cellular component: dendrite; trans-Golgi network; synaptic vesicle membrane. The coding region runs from base 224 to 1495 and encodes 423 amino acids. Gene Ontology annotation, biological process: Golgi to plasma membrane protein transport.